GCCUCUAGCAUCCACGAACUUGGGCUUAUAUAUGUAUCCCAACAGAUUGCAACCCUAAGCCUUGACUCUCUAAUUCAUCAUCAUCCAUUCUGAUGUACCACCGUCCUUUCCUAGUUGGAUUGGUGCAAGAUAAACGAUGGGUGGAAGAAAGGGUGCAGUGGAGUCCAUGGAGAUUCAUCAUCACGCUGCGACUUCCUACAAAUAAAAGAUGAUUGAUUGCUGGGCUUCUCAGGUGUGCAACAGUGGGUUGUAAUGGUGAAUAACAGUGUUUCGAUUGGGAAUUAUGGAAGGUGCGAAGUGAUGGGUGGCGCAAUCAACCACGAAGAAAGGGUCUAUAAGUUGCAGGUUAGCAUGACCCUACUAAAGUAUCCUUUUACAUCAUUUUAGGGCAGAAAGAUUGAUGUGGUAUUUUUUUUAUUCAAAUUAAUUAUAUGAUUGAUGUAGUAUAUUGCUAUUGAAAUCAAUAUAUGUAAUGUGCAUCACCUUUGAUCGUUAUGUGAUGAAUAGAAUCCUAAAAACAUGGGUCAAUUAGUGAAAUUGUGUGAAGAACAGAGUCAUAAAAGCAUGGGUCAAUU
Messenger RNA from Rubroshorea leprosula, 575 nucleotides. The record is from the annotation of a GenBank genome assembly. Lineage: Eukaryota; Viridiplantae; Streptophyta; Magnoliopsida; Malvales; Dipterocarpaceae.